UUAAUCUCACAACGAACCAAGCAAAUGGGAGAUGAAUGCGUGACUGUCUGCAUGCGGUUUACUGUGGUUUACCAUGCCUGUGUUUUACACACCUAUACCUCGAAAUCUGAGAGUGGGUCUGGCUAAUGCAAGCGGCUCUGUGUUUUUAAAUAACAGGACGAGAGACAGUGAAGACCUCAGAGACUUUUAUCAAGAUAAUGAAGCGUGCAGUGAGAUUUCCUCUCAUCUUCCACUGCAGAUGCUGCUGUAUUUCAACAGCUUCUUCUUUCCUUUUUGGUGGAUUUCUGAGGUUGUCAUGUUGGAUUUAAAGUUCUCUUUAUUGCCGGUGUAUUACCAGUGCUUGUUGGUGACGGGAUUGGUGCUGAUUAGCAUAUUUGAAGUAUUGCGUGUGUAUCUGGGUUACAUCGGGAACCUCAAAGAGAAGGUUCCAGAGUUAGCUGGAUUCUGGUUGCUGUCCUUCCUCUUCCAGCUGCCUAUUCUCCUCUUCUUCAUCACAGAUGAAAACAUCAUCAUUCUGCCUCUGGAGCGAGCCGUUCACUCUCUCUACCUGGCCUUUCUUCUGGCCGAGGUCCUGGCCUCGUUUUUCGCUCUGCGCGUCAUGACUCGUAAACUCGCCCUGCAGUUUCACAUGAGGCAGUUUGGUCCUGUACAGAGUCUUCAUACAGUAGACACCCUGCCUAUGGUUGGACUGUCAUAUGGAAACAGAAGUGUGUUGCCUGUGAGGGACAUCCAGCCCGGCUGAGAGUUCAUGUACUAUGGAAGAUAAUGCAUGGGCUGGUAACCAAGCAGGAAGUCUUCCAUGACAUCAUUCUGAUCUUGGAGUAGAAAGUAGGAGAGACUGGGUUGCUACGGUGAACGUGAUUUCACCGAUUAGGUCAUGGAUCUGUUUCUGUGUAUCAACCAAUCAGAUUGGAGGAUUAGGGGCAAGGUUAGGUUUAAGACUGGGUUAGGGGCUUAUUAUUUAUUUCCCUGUGAUUUUAUGGGAUUUAGGUUAUGGGUUGAGUUUAUGUAGGGACUUUUUGUUUUUUUGUCAGGAAUGUUGUUCCAGGACCAACAAAGGAUGUUGAUUCAGGUGUUCAUCUUACUUGGCAAUCACAUCAACCAAGUUGUUACAUGGUUGGGGAAGCUUAAAUUUUGUACGAAGCUUUUAAAUAUUUAUGCAUCCAGUCUCCUGCAGAACAUUUCUUAAAUAAAUUAUUAUUUUAUGUUAAUACUAGGCAUUUGGCAGAUCACCCAAAGCAACUUACAAAAAUGAGCAAUGAAGUGAUUCAUCUUAAGUUUUAACAAUUGCUAGAGACCAAACCUAAAAUAUUAACUGAGUAUUCAAAAUGUCGCUCUCGAGUGUUCACAGAACCCAGGUAAAAAUAAAGUAAACUUGAAUGUACAGUACCAGUAAGUACAUUUUUGUGCUAAAUAAUAGUGUAAAGUUGUUCACUACAAAUAUACUAAUUUCUACUUCAGUGCACAAAUGUAAACUAAAUACAGUUAUACUUAAAGUUUAAA
Messenger RNA from Misgurnus anguillicaudatus (oriental weatherfish), 1503 nucleotides. RefSeq names its product transmembrane protein 17A. Gene Ontology annotation, cellular component: ciliary transition zone. The record is from RefSeq and is a predicted model, not a curated record. Lineage: Eukaryota; Metazoa; Chordata; Actinopteri; Cypriniformes; Cobitidae. Gene Ontology annotation, biological process: non-motile cilium assembly.